Molecule: messenger RNA, 840 nt
Organism: Podospora anserina S mat+
Lineage: Eukaryota; Fungi; Ascomycota; Sordariomycetes; Sordariales; Podosporaceae
Exons: 4
Coding region: 1-840 (279 amino acids)
Molecular function (GO): calcium ion binding
Source: RefSeq, a predicted model, not a curated record
AUGGCCUACAACAGAUCCUACAACCCAGAUGAGCUGCCCAGGUUUGCGGAGCCAGAACAAAAAGGACCAAGGUCGCCCACUGGACAGGCCCCCCCUCCAUCCUCCCGAUACGAGAACAAGCCACCCCCGCCUCGCCCGCUCGAGCACAAAAACUCACACUACGACCGCUACGACCAGACCGGCCGGUUGUCCCCACGACACGCCCCGCCUCCGGACCGAUACGGCGGCAUGAGCCCCCCUCCGACAGCUACCCAGGGACGCCCGGUUCAGCAGACCCGUCCCCCUGCCAGCUCCCGCCCACCCCCGAGUCCUGCCCCGCGCGAUGGCGCCGCUGACCCAACCUUGCUCCCUCUCUUCCGGGCCGUCGACAAGGAUGGCACCGGUCAACUCUCGGAAAAGGAGCUCUCGGCCGCCCUCGUCAACGGCGACUGGACCGCCUUCGACCCCCAAACCGUCCGCAUGAUGAUCCGCAUGUUCGACUCUGACCGGUCAGGCACCAUCGGAUUUGAGGAGUUUUGCGGGCUGUGGUCCUUCCUCGCCUCGUGGCGCACGCUUUUUGACCGGUUCGACACGGACCGGUCGGGGAACAUUUCCCUGGAGGAGUUCAAGGGCGCACUGGUGGCGUUUAGGUACCGCCUCAGCGACCAGUUCAUCAAGGUUCUGUUCAAGACGUAUGACAAGAGGGGGGAGGGGGUGAUGAGCUUUGACUUGUUUGUGCAGGCUUGUAUUAGCCUGAAGAGGAUGACGGAUGUGUUUAAGAAGUAUGAUGAGGAUCGGGAUGGGUAUAUCACGUUGAGCUUUGAGGAUUUUUUGACGGAGAUAUUGAGGCAGUUGAGGUAG